Messenger RNA from Astyanax mexicanus (Mexican tetra), 1890 nucleotides. RefSeq lists its product as uncharacterized. Gene Ontology annotation, molecular function: flavin adenine dinucleotide binding; NADP binding; N,N-dimethylaniline monooxygenase activity. Lineage: Eukaryota; Metazoa; Chordata; Actinopteri; Characiformes; Acestrorhamphidae. The transcript has 9 exons. Bases 256 to 1599 code for a protein of 447 amino acids. The record is from RefSeq and is a predicted model, not a curated record.
GGGACAUUUGGACUGAAGCCAACCCCCUAAAAUAUAAAUGGGCGGGCGGCGGAGGGUGUUUUCCCUCUGCGCAGUUGUCAAGCCCGGGGUGCAUGCUGGACUGUAGCUGUGGGUGCGCUCACUGAUCCGGAUUAAAGAGCAACAGGCGGAGUGGUCUUAAGAAUUUUAACAGCCAAUGGCUGCACACUGUGUGCUAACAUAAAAAGUGCUUUGAAUUCUGCCCUCUUGUGAGCAUCUAAAUGAUCAAGGUUCAAGAUGUCUGGGCUGGGCAAACUGCGGGUCGCUGUGAUUGGCGCCGGGGCAGCGGGUCUCUGUGCUGCACGAAACCUCCUCGCACGACAAGACAUCUUCGCCCCUCCGGUGAUCUUUGAGAUCACCAAGAAUAUAGGGGGCACCUGGGUGUAUGAGGAACGAGUGGGGCACUAUGACAACGGCCUUCCCAUCCACAGCAGCAUGUACAGAGACCUCAGAACCAAUAUUCCCAAAGAGGUCAUGUCAUUUCCAGAUUUUCCCUUCGCAAAGCAUCUUCCCUCAUUUGUCCAUCAUACAGAGGUACGGAAAUAUCUUGAGCAGUACUGUGACCACUUCAACCUGUGGGACCACAUUCAGUUUGGUACCACAGUGGAUGCAGUGAAACCAGUUAAAGAACAGAGUGGCUGGAAAGGUUUGGCUUGGGACGUCACAACGAGUGACGGUAUAGAACGAAGCAAAUCCAUCAAGGAGCGCUUUGAUGCUGUUAUGGUGUGUAAUGGACACUUCUAUGACCCUUAUAUCCCUACCAUACCUGGAUUGGAGAAGUUCAAAGGUAUGCUGAUGCACAGUCAUGAUUAUCGCAAUGCAGAACCCUUUGCUGGCAAGUCAGUGGUGGUGCUAGGUGCUGGUCUUUCUGGACUAGACAUCGCUAUGGAGCUCUCUGAUGUGAAUGCUAAGGUGAUUCUGAGCCAUGGUCAGCGUCCCCUGACCUGCCCCCUUCCCACAGGCGUAGAACAGGCUCCUCCAGUGGUCAAAGUGCUGGAGGAUGGCACUCUGGAGUUUCAGGAUGGGAAGCAGGCGACGCCGGACGUGUUUUUGUUCUGUACAGGCUACAACUUUACUUUUCCCUUCUUGGAUGAAAAUGUCGGGGUUAAAGUAAAGGAUCACCUGGUCUUUCCUCUCUACAAGUUUUUGAUUCCUCCUGCCUACCCAUCACUCUUCAUCGUGGGCAUCUGCAGAGCCAUAUGUCCCUUCCCUCACUUCCAUGUUCAGUCUAAGUUUGUCAUCUCUGUGCUGGAUGGCUCCUUCACCCUGCCAUCACGUGAGGAAAUGGAAAAGGAUAUCGAGUUGGACACAGCGGCCCGCCGAGCUCGUGGAAUCGCAACCCGCCACAUCCUGAAACUGGAUUCUGAGCAGUGGGCUUACAAUGACCACCUGGCUCAACUGGGUGGAUUCCAGCCCCUUCCUCGGUACUGGAGCAACCUGUAUGAGUCUAACAAGGUGUUCCGUGCCCGAGAUAUGCUUAACUACAAAACACACAACUACACUGUGCUCGAUGAGACCGACUGGAUGGUGCAGAAUCUGCAAGGCCAACAGUUACCAAAACCCCAACUUAAACAAAUAUAAAUUCACAUGGAAAAAAUAUUAGUAAAACACAUGCAGUAUCACGUUACUGAUCUCUGACACAUACACAUUCGUUCAUGCAAUAAGUGCUCUUAAUUACUCUCAUUAAAAUACCCUAGGUUUCUGUUCUAAUUUCUCAUACUUUCCAAACAACGGUGCUAAAUCACUAUUAGUCAUAGAAUCUGAAUUAGAAGCACAGAGUAAAGAGGUUGUAUUUCUCUGUAUGGUGCUUGUUAACAUAUCCGUCCACUUUGCACAACAAGAUUUUAAAUUCAAUAAAGCAAAACAAAUGUA